GUUUAGGCAUGGGGAGUGGUUAGGGUAAGAAUACCAAGGUAAGCCAAUCAGAUUAAGAAAAAUGCGGGCCGCGAGGCACGUCCCGUGACGUCGACACUUCUAGCGGAUCCGAUCUAGCAUCUACCGGGGAAGUGUGGCGGUGAAGAGACAGAGGCCGCCCAAAGCACAACUCUACUGUGUGCAGUAACAGAGUGAGAGAUUAGAUGUGACUGCUGAAAUGCUGCUGGAACGUCAGUGUAAAAUUUGACGGUGCUAUUUUGGAGAUGCUGCCAUAAAUACGAAAUUACUGGUUUGUCAAUACACACAGGACACAAAUACCAUUAUGGGCCAGCUGUUCUCAUCAGAAGAAGAGCUUUCUCAAGUGAAGGAUGCGAUUGGUUCUCUCCUCUACAAUGCCAUGUUGGAGGGCGGUGCCGUACCUGUCCUCGGAGUCGUCCACCCUCUUCUCCUAGCCAAUCACGAUGAGAGCCUUGACUCCCAGGCCGCCAGCCUCCAGGAACAACUACAGCAGCUGCAGGGCGACAUUGGGAAGAGGGCGCCAACCUACCUGAAGGAUCUGAUUGGCCGAUUGGCAUCCUUUUCAGAUGAGCCACGCCUGGCCGGCCUGGUGGGAUUGGUGGUUACUAUGGUGAUGGACAUGGCCUACUCGUCAUCGAAACAGUCAUCAGGUGUGAAAGGGAAGUCAGCGGGGUCAUCAUCAUGCCAGAGAGUUUGGGAGCUCCAGGAGGUGAUGGAGGAGUACCUGAAGCGCUGCAGGAUCAACCUGAGUGACAAAAGCAGGCUGAUCCAGGACUCCAUUCGACUUGAGGCCCAGCUCAGCCUCACCCUCACCCAGCUGAAGACCUGUCUGCUGGGGGGAGACUGUGACUCCAGGUCUCUGAGGCACUGGGCCAGUGGAGCAGCAUUUCACACCCAGAUGUUGGUUCACCUGGCUGGUUUUGAGGGCCAGGCUGAGCCGCUGGCUGCAAGGGCUGCACUGGAGCAAUACAAGGAAGACCUCACCCAGAUCAUACCUGCUUACAGGCGUUAUAAGUCUAAUUCAGUGUGUGUCGUGAAAUGUCGAGGGGGUCUGGCAUCAUGUGACCCCUCCAGCGAGGUGCCAGAGGAGGGAUCCAUGACGGGACUCACUGUGACAGACAGAGAGACAGGAAAGAGUGUGACCAUCCCUCUAUCCGCUAUCAAGACAGAGACAGGGAGAAGAAGGACCGUCUCUGGGCUGGAUACCACCUCUGCAACUGUGUCCUCCUCCAUUAACCUGGACCUUAUCACGUCAGAUCAGUACGCCCAGGCAUACCUGCACCAUUUGUUCUCUGAUAAGGGACCUGUGGCAGAGCUGGAGAACUACUUUAUCAAGGCUAGUGUCAAUCUGAGAACACUAAGAAUUGAACCAGGAUGUACAAAUAAAACAGGGGUGGGAAAUGGUAUGGAACAAAGUGAUGGAGUGCAUCUUAAUGAUCGGGCACAAGGCAUUGAUGGGGAACAAAGAGUGGACAGGGGCAAAGGAGAUAAUCGGGGAAAGACGGACAGGAGAGAAAGACGAGACGAGACGGAGAAAAGUGAGCAGAGAGAUGAAAGUUUGCAACUCAGUAUUGUGGAGACGCAGCCGGAUGAGAGCCUCAAUCAUCAUGCAACAAGUACAUGAAAGCCAUGACUAGACAGCAGCAUCAGAAAGUGCCCGUCCUUUAUUGAAGAGAAACAUUAAACUAAACUCCGAAACAUGAAGGAUUUUUGCAGUGUUGUUUGUCAUUUAUUCAGAGAGCUUAUAACCUACUGCUGGAAAGAAGCUGAAUGGCGGUUUUGCUGAUUUGUCUGCAAUGAUAUAUAUACUACUAAAGUGUCAACCCUGGCCAAAAAUCAACUUUGGGCUUCAUGUGAUUUCUAUUAAGUGUGUUUCACACAGGCUUUUCAAACCUGUACAGUUUAAUAACACCUACUCUAAAGCAAUUUCAUUAAACAUUUACAACUUUCAAGGAAAGAGUUUGGUUGUGUAAUAAAAACAUUUUUGGCUGUA
This is a messenger RNA of Perca fluviatilis (European perch), 2011 nucleotides long. RefSeq lists its product as uncharacterized. The transcript has 7 exons. Lineage: Eukaryota; Metazoa; Chordata; Actinopteri; Perciformes; Percidae. The record is from RefSeq and is a predicted model, not a curated record. Bases 323 to 1642 code for a protein of 439 amino acids.